UUUCCUGUUGCUUAUAUUAUGUUACUUAUAAUCUUUCUAUGCUUGCAGGUAAGACAGACAGACUGAGACUAAAAUAAUGUCUGAUCUAAAAUACUACAUGUCACUGUCUGUGACUGUGGGUGUCAUGUUGGUGGGCCUGUCGUACACAAUCUGUUUAGCCUCCCAGUGGAUUUAUGGUUGGCCUGACAAGCCUGGGUAUAAGAAGUACAUAGAAGCUCUUAAUCCAAGGCGAAUAUAUCGUCUCAGCUUUGUUACGCUGGAUCUUCUCAAAUACCUGCGGUAUGCCAGACUUUACUUUCAACUGAAGUCAUGGUAUAACGAUGAGAGGAACCUUAAGUAUUACGAAAAGGGCAUCACAUUUGGUCGCAGAGGCAACAAGCUGGACUUGUACCACCCUCCAAAUGUAGACAAGUUAGAAGAUAUGCCAUCACCAGUUGUAAUAUUUAUCUAUGGAGGUGCUUGGAGUUCAGGAGAAAGGUCCACUUACUGUUUACUGAGCAGGCAGAUGGCUGAAGAACUGAAAGCAACUGUAAUUUGUCCUGAUUACUGCACAUAUCCAAAGGGGAAUGUUUUAGGGAUGGUCCAAGAUAUCGCUGACUGCUUGAUUUGGGUCCACGAGAAUGGAGAGAAAUUCAACUUUGACAAAGAUAACAUUGUAUUAAUUGGGCAUUCAGCAGGUGCACAUUUGUGUACACUCACCACACUGUUUCUUGUUGAUACAAGAGAGGAGCUUUCCAUAGAGCCAGACAAGCAGCAGGAAGUCUUCCUGUUAAUAAGAGGAAUUAUUGGUCUGAGUGGCGUCUACAACACUGUGGAACAUUAUGAACAUGAACAGAAACGAGGAAUCGAAUACCUCUCUGACAUGCACAGAGCAAUGACUGGUGUGGAAAACCUUCCAUUCUACUCACCAACACACUUACUGAAGAAGCUCAGCCAGGAGAAAGUCAGCAGAUUGCCUCCAUUCGCCUUGCUCCAUGGGACCAAUGACAUUGUCGUUCCUGCUGAAUCUACCAUGAGAUUCUCUGAGCUUCUCACUUCGCGCUCUGUUAAGUUGUCAUUGAAUGUGCUUCCCAGAGCGAGCCACACUCAUAUCCCCGUUGACCUCAUGGUGUCAAACAGACGCCUCUACCAUCCAAUCUACGGAUACAUCAAAGAAGAGUUCAGAAAACUUCUAGGUACUUGCACAUCAUUAGAAAAACAUUCAAAAAUCUGUAAUACAUACUGAAUGAUCCAUACAUUUACGUUUUAGAUACUUGUUCUUAUACCUCAAAUGAACCAUUUAACUUUGAGUUUGAUUUAACACUUUCUGAGUUAAUAACACUGUCAUUAUAUUUUAACAAUACUGUGAUUGUGUGGGAGAGUUGUUCUCUACGAUGCUUUCAAAUAA
Molecule: messenger RNA, 1387 nt
Organism: Haplochromis burtoni (Burton's mouthbrooder)
Lineage: Eukaryota; Metazoa; Chordata; Actinopteri; Cichliformes; Cichlidae
Exons: 8
Coding region: 77-1225 (382 amino acids)
Source: RefSeq, a predicted model, not a curated record